CAGAAAGACAUUAGACAACAAAUUAGAAAGGGCAGAGUAGACGUGAGAAUCAGUAGAACUUAACUUAGUUUGACAGACAGAACAAAUUUCAAGAGAAGUAAAUAAGUAGAAGUGAAGUGAAGCUGAAUUCAUUCAGGAUGAAGAUCCUCCUCCUCGUCAUCAUCCUCUACCUGAUCUCAGGUCCAGCAGACUGCUCUGAUGUGAUUGGUUACUCAGGUGGAAGUGUCUUUGUGUACUCUGAUAUAAACUGGUACAAACACAAUAGUAAAUAUAUCUGCAAAGUAAAUGAAAAAGACUGCACUGAUAUAAUACGUGUUGACACCAAACGCCACCAAGUUCAAGAAGGAAGAUUCCUGUUGUAUGCAAACACAAACAAAUUCUUCUUAGUAUUGAUCAGAAAGCUGAAGCCACAAGAUGCUGGAAUGUAUAGGUUUGGACUGGGGGAUCAGAGCAACCUGACCAUGAACCUAAACAUUUAUAAUAAUACAUCUUCGGGGUUGCCAAAAAUAAUAAACGCUUAUCUUGGGCAGAAUAUUACCAUCACCUGUAACUAUCCAGGGAAGUAUGAGAGAAACACCAAAUUCGUCAACACAGUGGAUGAUGACAUUAUCAUUAAUCGAGUUCUGGAUACUAACACAAAAUUUCAGAACGGCAGAUUCUCCAUUUCUGAUGACAGAAGUGCUAAAGUUCUCAGUGUGAACAUCAGCGACGUGAGAAAAACUGAUGAAGUAUUUUAUUUAUUUGGUGUGUAUUGUGGAGACGGAUCAGUCAAAUAUAGCUCCUACUUUACAGAGGUGUGGCUACAUGUUACAGACACCGACCUGACGAACUCAACAGCACUGAUAGAAACUCCAUCUGCAGUGUGUUUCACUUCCUCUAUCAUCAUCAUCAUCAUCAUCAGUGUUUGUGUCUUUGAGACUCUGCUGCUGAUCGGAGGAUGUGGACUAAUGAUCUACAAAGUGAGACAGAAGAGAACACAAGAUAAUACAGCAUUCAAAAGUAAAGAGAAUAAACAACUUAUUCCUGAUUAUAACACAGAUUCAGCUUCUGUGUAUGAAAACAUCAAAAUGAGUGCAUUUUAAACUGCACCAGAGAAAGAAUCAGUCAGAACUUCCUGCUCGAGCUGCUGAACUCUGUUGUGCUUAAUGUUCUGUGCUGCAUCAUAGUGGCUCAAAUCUGUACUGUGUCUCUCUUCACUUCAUUAUGGUACUGUUAUCUACUGUGUGUGUGUGUGUGUGUGUGUGUGUGUGUGUGUGUGUGUGUGUGUGUGUGUGUGUGUGUGUGUGUGUGUCUGCCUUUGUUUUGUUAAAUAUAAAGUUAAUUGUGUGUACAGCGUUACUGAGCAAAAGUUUUAGACAGUGCUGAAUUAGAAUGCUUUUGAAAAUAUAUACUUUAAUUGUUUCAUUUUACCAAUCUACAAGAUGCAAAGUGAGCAAACAGAAGAAAAAUCUAAAUCAAAUCAGUAUUUGGUGUGAAUUCUCUACCAACAUUUCUUACACUUGUACAAAGUCAAGAUCAGAGUCAAGUGUAUGAUUGACCAAUUAUACCAAGCAUGUGCUAAUGAUCAUCAAAUUCAUAUGUAAGUACAGUACAGCUGUGUAGGGGCUUCAAUCUGAGUAAGGAACAGACAAACUCUGCUAAUAAGGUGAUGUUUUUGAAGACAGUUUCAUGUCGCAGGUCAUACACCAUGGCAAGACUGAGCACAGCAGCAAAGCAAACAGUUAGUUCUACUGCAUCAGCAAGGUCUCUCCCAGGCAAAGAUUUCAAAGCAGACUGUGGCUUCAUGAUGUGUUCAUCAAUUUGAGGAAACACAAAGAAACAGGCAAUGUUGAGGAUCAUAGACACAGCAGUCGGCCAAAUAAACUUAAUGCAAAGAUGAAAAUUCCAUGAUGUGGAAUGUCUGUCUGGAGAAUCAUGUACUGUCUGGAGAAGUCUGGCCAGAAGUGGUCUUCAUGGAAUUGCAGACAAAAAGCCAUGAACACAAGGAUAAAAGACUCAAGGAAACACGGCUAAAAGACUCAACUAUGCAUGAAAACAUAUGAAUUGGGGUGCAGAAAAAUAACAGCCAAUGCUCUAAACAGAUGAGGCAAAAUUAGAAAUAUUUGGCUGUAGCAGGAGGCUUUUUUUGCCUAAUAGUUGAAGAGCAGUACAAUAAUGAAGGCAACAGUAAAGCAUGGUGAAGGUUUCUGGCAAGUUUGUAGUAGCCUUUCUACAACUGGAUUUGGAGAUUAGUUCAAGAUUAAUCUGUCCUCAAUGCUGAGAAAUAGAUAGAUACUUAUCCAUCAUGCAGUAACAACAGGGAGGUAUCUGAUUGGCCCCAAACAUAUUCUGCAGCUGGACAACGACCCCAAACAUACACCAACGUUAUUAUGAACUAUCUUUAGUGUAGAGAAGAACAAGGAGUCCUGGAAAUGAUGGUUUGGCUCCGCACAGAGCCCUGAUCUCAACAUCAUUGAGUCUGUGUGGGAUUACAUGAAGAUACAGAUGGAUGUAAAGCAGCCUACAUCAACAGCAGAUCUGUGGUUAGUUCUCCAACAUGUUUGGAACAACACACCUGCUGAGUUCCUGCAAAUACUGUGUGUAAGUGUACCUAGAAGAAAUUAUGCUGUUUUGGAAGCAAAUGCUGGCCACACCAAAUACCUGUGUCAUGAAUCUGAUAACAAGAAAGAUAUAUAGUGAUGUCAUCUCAUUCACAUACAUCUUCAUAAUACUCAUUCACCUACAUUUUUGUUAUACGUUUUCAUUUGGUUAUUCUGUUGAUGCUUAAGAUGGACAGUCUAUAUAAUUAUGUACUGUAUAUCUGCUAAAUGUCAUUGAAAUUCUCUUUUUCUGUAUCUAUAAAUCUUUAUCGAUAAAAGCACACUGCUUACCUGUGCUUAUUUAAACACUGCAUUCAUUUUUCUCAGUGCUCUGAAGCUUAUUCUUUCUUAUUUGAAAAAAAUAAGAAACAAAAAUGAAAGAAAGAGCGAGUUAAAAAAAAAAACAGGAACAAAAACAACAAGGGGAAAAAACAGAAAUAAAGGAAAUAGAAUAGCAAGAAAAAAUGGAGAAGCAGGAGAAGAAACAUCAAAAUCUGAGCAAAGAAAGAGCUACUUAAAUAACACAAAAACGAGAGAAACAGUCCAUAAAAAAAUUAAAUAUAGUGAACAAAAAGAUCCAUUUAACAAAGAAAACCAUAUAUAUAAAAUCAUUUUAGAUGGCAUUCAUGCAGAUCUGGAUCACUUUUCUGCAACACAAUUGUGUAACAUUCCUUCUGCUGAAUAUAGCAUUGUGUGAAAAAGGAAAAGAAAGAAUUCUUACAGCAGAAAAAACAUUGGAUCAAAAAGUAGAAGUGAUGAUCAUUCUGUAUGUCUGGAUGUUCUGUAUAUUGACAUUGUCAAUUGUAAAAAGCGCUAUACAAAUAAACUUGAAUUGAACUGAA
Tachysurus fulvidraco (yellow catfish) is the source of this 3421-nucleotide messenger RNA. RefSeq names its product polymeric immunoglobulin receptor-like. The transcript is spliced from 7 exons. NCBI's taxonomy places the organism in Eukaryota, Metazoa, Chordata, Actinopteri, Siluriformes, Bagridae. The coding region runs from base 138 to 1082 and encodes 314 amino acids. The record is from RefSeq and is a predicted model, not a curated record.